CUCCCUCUAAAACUACUCUGUGUGGGGAACAUGAGAGUCAGACCAAAGCUCAGAGGAAGAAACCUGGACCUGACCCCAGCUGUCCGUCUUUAAAGAGUGACUGUUCUAAACAACACAUAUUUGAAUUUAAAGAACAACCCUCUGCUGCAGAGAGGAAGCAACCUGGACCUCCAGCCAGCUGUAUGUCCUUUCAGACUGACCGGUCUGAAGAUCGCCCCAUUAACUUUACAGGACACCAAUCAUAUGCAGCAGACAGUGAUUCCUCCAGAGAUGCCACCAGGAAAACUGGUUGUUCUGCACAGCUACACCCAACACGCCUGGACUCCAUAUUUAUUCUUCUGGAGGACAAAAUCAUCACUUUUGUGAAGACUGAGCUGAAGAAGAUCCAGAAGAUUUUGAGUCCAGGUUGCCCAGAAUGGUCAGAGAGACAGAUGGACGAUGAGGAUGUGUUGACGAGGAGCAACAGAGAGGCGUUUCUAAAAAUCACACUGAACUUCCUGAGGGAAAUGAAGCAGGUGGACCUGGUUGACCUACUGCAGGGCAGAUCGCCUAUUGGAGCUUCUCAAAGUCAUAUAAAGUCUGUUUUGAAGAAUAAGUUCCAGUGUGUGUUUGAGGGGAUCGCUAAAGGAGGAAAUCCAACUCUUCUGAAUCAGAUCUACACAGAGCUCUACAUCACAGAGGGAGGGACUGCAGAGGUCAAUGAUGAACAUGAGGUCAGACAGAUUGAAUCAGCAUCCAGGAAACCAGACAGACCAGAAACAACAAUCAGACAAGAAGACAUAUUUAAAGCCUCGCCUGGAAGAAAUGAACCAAUCAGAACAGUCCUGACAAAGGGAGUGGCUGGCAUUGGGAAAACAGUCUUAACACAGAAGUUCAGUCUUGACUGGGCUGAAGACAAAGCCAACCAGGACAUCCAGUUCAUAUUUCCAUUCACUUUCAGAGAGCUGAAUGUGCUUAAAGAGGAAAAGUUCAGCUUGGUGGAACUUGUUCAUCUCUUCUUUACUGAAACCAAAGAAGCAGGAAUCUGUAGCUUUGAAAACUUCCAGCUUGUGUUCAUCUUUGAUGGUCUGGAUGAGUGUCGACUUCCUCUGGACUUCCACAAAACUAAAAUCUUAACUGACCCUAGAAAGUCCACCUCAGUAGAUGUGCUGUUGAUAAACCUCAUCAGGGGGAACCUUCUACCUUCUGCUCAGCUCUGGAUAACCACACGACCUGCAGCAGCCAAUCAGAUUCCUCCUGGGUGUGUUGACAUGGUGACAGAGGUCAGAGGGUUCACUGACCCACAGAAGGAGGAGUACUUCAGAAAGAGAUUUAGAGAUGAAAAGCAGGCCAGCAGGAUCAUCUCCCACAUCAAGACAUCACGAAGUCUCCACAUCAUGUGUCACAUCCCAGUCUUCUGCUGGAUCACUAGAGGGAGGCAAGCUUCCCAUGACCCUGACUGA
This is a messenger RNA of Oreochromis niloticus (Nile tilapia), 1442 nucleotides long. Its product is annotated as protein NLRC3-like. Lineage: Eukaryota; Metazoa; Chordata; Actinopteri; Cichliformes; Cichlidae. The transcript has 7 exons. The record is from RefSeq and is a predicted model, not a curated record. The coding region runs from base 183 to 1442 and encodes 419 amino acids.